AUACAUUGUAGGCCGUGGAUGGUGUUAGGUACAGCCUAGCUCCUCCUAUAGUAGCGCAUGAGUAAGGAUCAUGUGAUAGUGUUGUUGUUGUGAGCGGGGGCUGUAUUGUACGUCGCUGAUCCGGGUAUACGGGCUGGGCCCGGCGGAGUUCUACUGUUACUGUUACGUUGUACUGCAGAAUGGACCUCUCUUUGUGCGCGACACCCGACCGGACCACAUACGGGGUAUUUCUUCUUCGUAGCAGCGGAACGACUACUCACACUUCUAGUACGGCCAGAGGAAGUGCAGCAAAAGCAACAACAGUUUUCUGACGGGACCCUUAAUAGAGGCUACGUACUCGCGCCUUGAGAGGAAAGCAGACCGUCGGUGGUUUCAAAGCGGCCAGUAGCGCAUGGAACCUCUGUUGACUGCGGAUGCCGGUUUUACGCUAUUCCACAACUGUUAAGGCUUGGCGGUGACCUGGUAUGUUAAGCUGAAGAUGAGGAUGGAACAACACGCUGUCGCCAGGUUCCUUCUUAUAGGAGCGCUUCUAUCGGUCACACAGAUGGCUGUCGCGGACCAGACAGAAGUCAUAGAAAUUCUCAGAAAAGAAGGAUUCAAGUGUCGGGCAUUGAUUGCUCAGAGCAGCCCUCCGGAUGGAAAUAAAACGUACUGCCCUCCCGAGUGGGACCUAGUUACAUGCUGGCCAUACGGGGAACCAGGCAAAAAAGUCGAUCUGCUGUGCCCCGCGUAUUUACCAGACUUCAACAACAAAGGACACGUGUUCAGAUUUUGUGACGUCAAUGGAAAGUGGGUAGUCAACCCUGCCACCAACAAAACGUAUGCAAAUUACUCAGCAUGCCUGGAAGAAAGACAGUCCCGAAGAAUUCCACCAGAGGUCCUACAGAGAGUGACAACUCUUUACACUGUUGGGUACUCUGUCUCUCUAGGAUCGCUCUUCAUAGCAUUCAUCAUUCUAGCUUCUUUCAAGCGGCUCCACUGUACGCGGAACUACGUCCACAUGCACCUGUUCAUGUCCUACAUGCUGCGGGCUCUCUUCAUCCUGGUGAAGGACGCUGUUCUCGAUAUCGGGGCUUCAGGAUCAGCAGAAUCACAAAGGGGAACGCCCGGUUGUAAAGUUGUACAAACGAUCUUCAUGUACUUCAUGGCCACCAACUACUUCUGGAUCCUGGUGGAGGGACUGUACCUCCACAACCUCAUCUUCGUCUCCGUGUUUUCUGAGAGGAAGUUUUUCUACGGAUUCAUCGCGAUUGGCUGGGUGUUCCCCCUAACGUUUGUGGUCCCCUGGGUGGCUGUACGUGCUACAUUGGAGGAUACAGGGUGCUGGGACUCAGACGAAAAGGGAUACACUUGGAUCUACAAGGCCCCAAUAGUGGCGGCCAUUUUGCUAAACUUUUUCCUGUUCCUGAACAUCCUGAGAGUACUGGCAAAGAAGAUGCGGUCACCCGCCUCAGUGGCUGACCAGAACAACCAACAAUGCUGCGCGUGUUGCUUCGGUGGUCAACCACAAGAACCAAGUGGCAGAAGAGGCAGCAGGAGAAGGAGCAGCAUUCAACUGCAGAUGCCCAUGAAACUGGCGAAGUCGACCCUGGUUCUGAUCCCGCUGUUUGGUGUCCACUACAUCGUGUUUGCGGGCAUGCCGGACAACGUUGGGGGUGUGGCCUACGAAGUUCGGCUCUACUUUGACUUGUUUUUCAACUCAUUCCAGGGAUUCUUUGUGUCCAUUCUGUACUGCUUCUUAAAUGGAGAGGUGAAGGCUGAGUUUAAGCGGAGAUGGGAACACUGGAAGCUGAAGAGAAACCUGGACGCCAGAGGGAACAGUCGCUCCCCUCUCAGCUUCACGUCACGAACAUCCGUUGACUACAGCGUGACGACACAAGCGGUAAGCAACGGAGGUCCCGCUGGCAUGACGAACAACAACCUGGCACCAAACGGUUCCCCGACAAGAAACGGGCUGCUCCAGGUUAACAACGGCAAGAGUAGGGAUGGUCCUUCCACUGUGACAGACCGUCCAUCGCCACAGAAGCGGGCCUCUUUCAACGUGAUCGUGGAGAGGAUCUCAGAAGAGUGUGGUGAGAGACAGAACCUGAUCGAUGAGGGUGUGUUAGAGAUGGAAUCAUCCCUCUGACCUACAUGACUGCUUUAAUCUCCAAACGGAUUCUGUGGGUCAAAGGGAGUCUAUAUUUGCUUCCGGUA
This is a messenger RNA of Branchiostoma belcheri (Belcher's lancelet), 2196 nucleotides long. Its product is annotated as parathyroid hormone/parathyroid hormone-related peptide receptor-like. Gene Ontology annotation, molecular function: peptide hormone binding; G protein-coupled peptide receptor activity. Gene Ontology annotation, biological process: adenylate cyclase-modulating G protein-coupled receptor signaling pathway; cell surface receptor signaling pathway. Gene Ontology annotation, cellular component: plasma membrane. The coding region runs from base 479 to 2128 and encodes 549 amino acids. NCBI's taxonomy places the organism in Eukaryota, Metazoa, Chordata, Leptocardii, Amphioxiformes, Branchiostomatidae. The record is from RefSeq and is a predicted model, not a curated record. The transcript is spliced from 16 exons.